Molecule: messenger RNA, 652 nt
Organism: Otolemur garnettii (small-eared galago)
Lineage: Eukaryota; Metazoa; Chordata; Mammalia; Primates; Galagidae
Gene: RPL18A
Product: ribosomal protein L18a
Exons: 5
Coding region: 67-597 (176 amino acids)
Biological process (GO): translation
Cellular component (GO): ribosome; cytosolic large ribosomal subunit
Molecular function (GO): structural constituent of ribosome
Source: RefSeq, a predicted model, not a curated record
UGGUGAGCGGCUUAGCCAAGAAAAGCACUUCCUUUUGCCGGUGGUGGCGACUGUGAGGGGAUCGCUAUGAAGGCCUCUGGCACGCUUCGAGAGUAUAAGGUGGUGGGGCGUUGCCUGCCUACCCCUAAGUGCCACACGCCGCCUCUCUACCGAAUGCGGAUCUUUGCACCUAACCAUGUUGUGGCCAAGUCCCGCUUUUGGUACUUUGUGUCUCAGCUAAAGAAGAUGAAGAAGUCUUCAGGGGAAAUUGUUUACUGUGGGCAGGUAUUUGAGAAAUCCCCCCUGCGGGUGAAGAACUUCGGAAUCUGGCUUCGCUAUGACUCCCGCAGCGGAACCCACAACAUGUACCGGGAAUACCGAGACCUGACCACUGCAGGCGCUGUCACCCAGUGCUAUCGGGACAUGGGUGCUCGGCACCGUGCCCGGGCCCACUCAAUCCAGAUCAUGAAGGUGGAGGAGAUUGCAGCCAGCAAAUGCCGGCGGCCGGCAGUCAAGCAGUUCCAUGACUCCAAGAUUAAGUUCCCACUGCCCCAUCGGGUCCUACGUCGUCAGCACAAGCCACGCUUCACCACCAAGAGGCCCAACACCUUCUUCUAGGUGCAAGGCCCUCUCACCCAUCUCUGCCCAAAUAAAUUCAUGCCCAGGUGCUCAA